Molecule: messenger RNA, 1670 nt
Organism: Amblyraja radiata (thorny skate)
Lineage: Eukaryota; Metazoa; Chordata; Chondrichthyes; Rajiformes; Rajidae
Product: vasoactive intestinal polypeptide receptor 1-like
Exons: 13
Coding region: 253-1653 (466 amino acids)
Biological process (GO): cell surface receptor signaling pathway; adenylate cyclase-modulating G protein-coupled receptor signaling pathway
Cellular component (GO): plasma membrane
Molecular function (GO): G protein-coupled peptide receptor activity; peptide hormone binding
Source: RefSeq, a predicted model, not a curated record
GUUGGGAAAAGGUUGUGCUAUAAACCGGCCGGCAGUCGGUGCCUCGACACCUGACCGACUUUUCACGUCUCUGACUCGGGGGAGGUGAGGAAAGGUGGAGGGGGAGAGGAAAGACCUUGGAAAGAAGACUCCCGGACACCAGGACUAGUCCCCCUGUCCCGGCUACUGAUUCACCGUCCCAGUGCUGCCCUGGGUUACACCGAGCAAGGGGACUUUGACCUUACAAGCGUGUUGCAAAAGACUUUAGGAGCAAUGUCUUUACCCCAGUCGCUGCCGGAAUACAUCGCACACAUCUUCCUGCAUCUUGCACUCUGUGUAACUCUUCAUCAGCCGAUAGCCUCAACGCUGUAUUCAUGCACUGAGUUUGAUGAAUACUGGAUUGCCAAAAGUAAAUGUAACUCCACCCAGAUGGGAGACUUCGACAGCACUGACUUCAACAGCACUGACUUCAACAGCACUGACUUCAACAGCACUGACUUCAACAGCACUGACUUCAACAGCACUCAUGGCUGCCCUACCUGGUGGGAUAACAUGACCUGCUGGCCUGCCAGCUCUGUCGGAGAGGUGGUGAACAGGACCUGCCCCAGCUACCUGCGCUUAAAUCACAAUGGUGUUCUGUACCGAACUUGCACAGAGAAAGGAUGGAGUAAAUUAACACCUGGAUUUAUGGAGGCUUGUAAUUUUACGCAUUCUAAACAGAAUGCUGCCGAUUUCAACCUGAAACCAGUGUAUACAGCCGGAUAUGUAACAUCCCUGAUUGCUCUGGUUAUUGCAAUCAUAAUCUUUACAGUCUUCAGGAAGCUGCAUUGUACCCGGAACUACAUCCACAUGAACCUCUUUAUAUCCUUCAUCCUGCGCUCCAUGUCAGUCAUCAUCAAGGACAUUGUUAUUUUGUCCAGCAAUACCGACUACUGCGCCAUGUCCAAGGUGUGUAAAGGUGUCAUUGUCGUCUUUCACUACUGCAUCCUGGCUAACUUCUGGUGGCUCCUGGUGGAAGGACUCUACCUGCAAACCCUGCUCAGCCUUGCCUUCGUCGUGCACGCCAAGUACUUCUGGUGCUACUGCCUCAUUGGCUGGGGUACACCGACCGUUGUAUUAAUAAUUUGGAUUAUUGCAAAACUGCUCAUGGAGGAUGUAGGAUGUUGGGAUGAUGAUCAAAACGUAUAUAUCUGGUGGAUUAUAAAAGGUGCCGGGUUGCUUUCAGUUUUAGUUAACUUCCUGAUAUUUCUGAAUAUCAUCCGUAUUCUGAUACAGAAGCUGGGAUCACGAGGUGUCGGAGGGAAUUCACACAGCCAAUUCUCGAGAUUGACAAAAUCAACUCUGCUUCUCAUCCCACUCUUGGGUGUCCAUUACAUUGCGUGUGCCUUUCUCCCCGAUAAUGUGGCAAAGGGGAUAAGAUUCUUUAUCGAGCUCGGUUUGGGAUCGUUUCAGGGGUUUGUCGUGGCUCUGCUGUACUGCUUCCUAAACACGGAGGUCAUGUCGGAGUUGAAGAGGCAGGCGCGACUCUUCUGUCCCGAGGCUUUGCAGGAAUUCACGGCGAGACGCAAGCGCAGCACAUUAGCGGAGAGCACCAGCACCCAGGUGACGUUACUGGAGAAGCCGGGCCAGAGGAGAAAUUCCAUCGAGCACGACAGCCGAAGCCAGUCCCCAUGAGGAGGGCCAGACGGUGG